Paramecium tetraurelia is the source of this 674-nucleotide messenger RNA. RefSeq lists its product as uncharacterized. Gene Ontology annotation, molecular function: GTPase activity; GTP binding. The record is from RefSeq and is a predicted model, not a curated record. The transcript has 2 exons. Lineage: Eukaryota; Ciliophora; Oligohymenophorea; Peniculida; Parameciidae.
AUGGAGGAAUAAUUAUACAAAAUCGUCAUAGUUGGGAAUAGUGCUGUUGGUAAAUCUUCAUUGCUAAUUCGUUUCUGUGAUGAUUAAUUCAGAGAUAUGUAUCUUAGUACAAUUGGAGUUGAUUUUCGUUUCAAAUCUCUGAGGGUUAAUGGAUAGGGAGUUAAAUUGUAAAUAUGGGAUACAGCUGGUUAAGAAAGAUUUAGAAAUAUUACUAACUCCUAUUAUAAAGGAGCAUAAGGAAUAGUGGUAGUUUAUGACAUCACAAGCCUUAAGUCUUUUGAGGAUAUCCGUAAAUAUUGGAUGAAUGAACUUAAUCACUAUGCAGAUGAAAAUGUUUUGUUGAUGCUCUUAGGCAAUAAAAGCGAUUUAGCGACUGAUGAGUCUAGACAAGUAACUACAGUUAUGGCUGAAGAAUUGGCCAAAGAAUUCAAUCUAAAAUUCUUUGAAGUAAGUGCAAAAACAAGUGACUAAGUUGAAGCUGCUUUUCAAGCUUUUACUUAAUAAAUCUAAGAAACAGGAAUUGCCGGAAAGGUAAGAAAACCACAACCCUAAUAAUUUUUACAAACUCCAGUGCCUUAAGAAGAAAAACCCAAAAAGUAGGAUGGCUGUUGCUGAUAUUUAUGUUAUAUUUUAAGACAAUAUUCCAAUAUAUCUGGAGAAUUAUACCCUAAAUC